AUGGCCGCGGAAGUCAAUAUAUUUACCGUUACAACAGCCGCGAUAAAGAUCGCCGGGGGGGAACCUGUCGAAUCUGUCGAAUUACCUGCCAAUGCAGACAUCAUCGACAUUGCUACAUCGGAUUCAGGUGCCAGCGGUUACGAGACUGGCACCUCGGAGCGUGAAGCCUCACCUGAUGAGGCUAUGAAUACCGAAGCCUCACCCGAUGAGGCUAUAAUGGCUCAUGCCUCCCCUAGUGAGGCAGCUACCGAUCGUCCCAAUGACGAGUAUCUCGACAACAUAGCUGCAAGCAUCACAAUCACCUUCCCGCCUGCUGCUGGACUCCGCGCUAUUACCAUCGAGAACGCACACGAGUAG
Messenger RNA from Clonostachys rhizophaga, 357 nucleotides. The record is from the annotation of a GenBank genome assembly. NCBI's taxonomy places the organism in Eukaryota, Fungi, Ascomycota, Sordariomycetes, Hypocreales, Bionectriaceae.